AGAGUUUCUUGAAUUUGGGCCUUAAAGUAAUAGUAAUUGAAAAGCAAGCACCUUUACAAUUUGUUAAAGUUUCAGUAUCAGAAUAGGGCCUUCCAUUCUAUCCUGAAAGAGUGAACAUUUAUUUCACUACUUGCUCUCUUUCUUGCAACUUUGUUUCAAAUUGACAUUCAUUCCCCCCUUGAAAGAUUCUUCACUGAUUUGUGAAUCCCCCCUUCCCCUUUCCCGUCGACAUGACCAUUGGACUCCUAAUUGAGGACGAGUCCUAAAGUCCUAACCACGGAACAUCGAUCCCCUUGCAACUGUUUUUCAAUUCCUCUCGAUUUCUCCUGGCCAGAUACUACUUUUGCCUGAGCAACCGGUCGUUGCCUUACAAGUUACAUACCUCCUGUGGGAAUCGUUUCAGACUUACACACAAGAAUAGCUUACAAUAGUUCGUAACCUCCUCCCCAAAGCCUUAAAAUCUGGCUUUCAUGGUAUUGAAAGCUUUUGAAAGUAGUUCAUAGUUGCGGUGUGGCGACUACUAUCUUCAAACUAUUCUAGGCCUACAGGAUUUUAAAUCAAAAGAUAGCGUAUUGCCUCCCCGAUAGCUCUUUGGUAUCGGUGCAACUAUGCAGCCUCAUGUUUCAGACCACCGUUAUCCGACCACGGUUGAACAAAGGGAAUAUCAUAGUGGUUCAGCGGAUCCAGUCAACGGUAAAGACAAUAGAGAAACAGAUCAGCCUAGGCUUGUAUCCGAAGAAGAAAGCCUUUUGGUCACAAGUAUGCAGGUCUCCGGGGGUGAUAAGGCUAAGGUAGAGCAAGCAUAUCCAGGUGCAUCCCUAGAAAGGAUACCUACGGAAGAGGAGAACGACAAAGUUUCUUCAAAAUACGUGAAAACACUCUUCCAUUCUUUAAGCUCUCCUGGGCGAGGUGAAGGUAUUAUUUCGGAUUCUCAGGAUGGUCAGUCGUUGGACUUGCCCGAUAAGACGUCUGUUGUGCAAAGAAGAAGAUCCCUACAACGUGAGAAUCAUAACGCACACACACAACGUUGCAGAGAGAAAAUCAACCAGAUGUUUCAGAGACUGAACGAAGCACUUCCUCCGAGAGCUGAUGGAAGUCAUCCAAGAAAGAAAGCAGAAAUAUUGACGAGAGCCCUAGAAAUUGUAAAAGAGUUGCAGGUCGAAAAUAUGUCAUUGAAGAAUACUAUACAGGAGAUGAGUCGAAUCCAACAGGGACAGUUUUCUAGUCAAACAGCUAACGUGAGCUUUCCUGUUCUCGACCAUUUGCCUUUACAAAAAUUUUCUGGUGAAUUUGCAGAUGGAAGGACAAAUUUUAUACCUUUAAAUGGGGAUAUCAACGUUCAACAACAACAUCAGCAGUUUGGCAACUGUACAAUGUUGCAUGUGCCACCUGUUUCACUACCUUUUCUGCCACUCAACUCCGUCGCAUUCCAGGAAAGUCAAGACCGACUUUUUGCGGUUCCACCUGCAUCGAAAACUCCAAAACUUCCACCGAUUAUUCCAAAUGUAAAUGUGGGACGAAUUGGAGUUUCACAGAUAGAGAGUGGUCCGCCUAAGAGUUUGCCAGAGCUUAAUGGAAGUCAUCAAGAUGAUGCGAAACCUAGUUGGUUUCCUGGUAUGGACAAUUUUUUGGGUGAUGGUUCAUAUACGCCAGGUUCAACAUGCGUUCCUCUUUUAUCAAAUGUAGCAGUUCCAACGGUACGAAAUCUUGACUCAGUUGCAUUUCAAGAGUUCGAACAGGACAGUGCUGGGGUCGUUCCACAAACAACGGAUGUGACCGGAGGCGCAGUGUUCUUGAGAAAGGAGACUGAGCACAAAGAUAUCUAAUUGUUUAUUUUUAAUAAAGAUAUUUCUUUGGAUUUUUGAAUAUACAUCCAAUUGACGAU
This is a messenger RNA of Galdieria sulphuraria, 1885 nucleotides long. RefSeq lists its product as uncharacterized. The transcript has a single exon. Lineage: Eukaryota; Rhodophyta; Bangiophyceae; Galdieriales; Galdieriaceae. The record is from RefSeq and is a predicted model, not a curated record. Gene Ontology annotation, molecular function: protein dimerization activity. The coding region runs from base 609 to 1826 and encodes 405 amino acids.